GUCUCCUCUUUCUUGUCCUUGAUGCAGCCAGUAAAGUCUGAGAUGAAGCAGAAUCCAGUUGAAGCCAGUGCAUCCAAGUUGAAAGCCAACCCUUAUUCAAGCAAGACGAAGACGCCGCCGAAGAGGUUGAAAAUGAAGAAGUCUCGUUCGUCCAACGAAGAAACAAGUGAUGGUGAUAACGAGGGAAGCAAAUCACCAUCUGGCGACGAGAGGAGGAGGAAGAAGAAGAGGAGCAAGAAACGGAAGCAGAAGUAUUGGGAGUCGAAUUUGGCCGAAAGCUCAAGUAGUGACGGUGAUCGGAAGAGGAGAAAUAGACGCAAGUGUCGUCGGGAAAGUUCCUCCGAGUCGUCCGAUUUAGGCCGUCGAUCCAGUCGGCAGCACCAUCGUUCCCGUCAGAGCCACCAUCGCCACAAACGACAUCACUCCGGUUGAUCAGCCUCUUUCAGUGAUGUAGGUGCUAUGUUUUGAACUAUGCAUUGUCAGAG
Molecule: messenger RNA, 485 nt
Organism: Salvia splendens (bonfire salvia)
Lineage: Eukaryota; Viridiplantae; Streptophyta; Magnoliopsida; Lamiales; Lamiaceae
Product: protein FAM133-like
Exons: 2
Coding region: 22-432 (136 amino acids)
Source: RefSeq, a predicted model, not a curated record